Molecule: messenger RNA, 15604 nt
Organism: Amoebophrya sp. A25
Lineage: Eukaryota; Dinophyceae; Syndiniales; Amoebophryaceae
Source: the annotation of a GenBank genome assembly
AGCUUCUAUUUGUUGAUGGAUUUUGUCCCCUCAAUUCCCCGAAACAAUAGAAAUCAACAAUAGGACAGUGUAUUAGGCAACAAUCGUUCACGAUUGGAGCUGGUACAUUCAUAACUAAAUCCAACAUAAAGAUACGAACAAUACAAGCCGGUUUAGAAUCUUCACUUUGUGAUCUCCUACGAGUUAUUUGCAGGGUUUCAGAAAGUCCAUAAAGUACAUCCUAGUCACCACAAGUCAAAGACAAACGCUAAAGUGUUUAAGUAUCAAACACGGAGUUCACCUUGUUGUAAAGAUAUUUCUGGACGAUUAUUGUUCCUCGUGGUACUUUCCGUGGGGUUUCUUGUUGGGAAAUAUAGUUGUCUAAUUUGUGCAUUCGUCAUUCCAUAAGAAGCCAAAACAGACACAUAUUUCUCCACCUUCUUACUUUGUACUUGGAACAACUUACUACAACAUCAAAAAAUAAUAUAUCGACGCUCAACUGUCAAUACUUGACUAUCUUCUUCGCUGCUUUCCACCAGCGGCAUAGUACGAGAUCAUUGAUCGAUCGAUCUCUCCGUCUCCUGCAUCACUCAUUACCAACGACUUCUUCUGCCCACCUGAAAUACUUCAGUAUAAGUACCCGUACCAUGAAGUCGAAAGGGUACUGUAUUGAUUCAGUUUGAGAAUAUUUUUCCUUGAUUCACCAUGGCCGCACCCGGAUUACCCAAUAGAAGAGGGAGUACGUCAACGCCUGCGCCAUCAACAAGUUCAGCCUCAAUAUUGAAAUUAGAAGUAUCUUCCAGUGUAGACGGUUUGGCGGAGCUCCCAUCCGUCGAAGUGCAUCCCAACGCACGCCGGUCCACAAGCAAGCAGAAGUUGGCUCUAUGAGUUCCAAUUUAGUGUUUCAAUUUAGUGUUCUGUACUACUUGCUGCGAGAUAGAUUUGAAUGUUGUUUCAGUUUAGUGUUCUGUACUACUUGCUGCGAGCAGAUAGAUUUAUUGUAUUGUAUUUCUUUUUUCAAUAAAGGGAUUACUCGAUUCUUUUGUAUUUUUGUUUCCUAGUUAGGCGUGCUCCACCGAUAUGUAUUGCAUUGUAUUGUAUUGUACUUUUUAAAUCGUUAAUAAGUUUCUGUUUCGUGUAGUUAACAUGAUGGUGCUAUUUCUUCUAUUCCAAUUUUGUUUAUCUUCCUCUAAUUUUUGCUACGCAGAGUGGAGAAAACCUCAACGCCGUACCAGGAUAUUACCUCUCCUCUGGUGGUAUCACAUCCGAAAACAGUCGCAGUGAGUCGGAGGGCCGCUCCUCUCCGAUUACGAGUAGUACCAACAAUAGCACUACACAAGGGGGAACAGGAGUUGUCAACAGUGUGACAUCAUCAAACUCAUCCCCAAUCAAAAUAAUGAACGUUGUCAGUCCGCUCCAUCAACAGCCGCACAGCCUCUCUAAGGGCAAAGGCACUGGGAAGACGUCGUCGAACUCGAAUCCGUAUACUUGCUUUAUUAUUUUUUGUCGGGCUCAAAAGAUAUGUUUCUUUGUUUGAAGAGAUAUAAAGAUCUUGGUCUUCUUCGGUUAAAAACAUUAUUUUUAUGAUCCACCUAUGCGUAUGCAACCACAACAGCGUGAACAACGCGAACCCGUCUUCUUCUGUCUCCGACGAUGAGGGCCAGGACCAUGAGGACUUGGAGGCACAGAGGUUUUUCGGUCCUCUCACCUCUGCCUGCUUUGCGGGAAAUGUGAAUCGUGUAAGAGACUUGUUGGAAAGUGGUGCCAAUGCCUCAAUGCGAACGCCGCUUGACAAACGCACGCCGUUGCACUUUGCGGCGGCGGGAGGGAGUAAUUUAAAUUUUUUAGUUCAUGUUGUUCGCAUCGUAAAUAGAUUUCUAUGUGUUAGCUAUGUAGUGGUAGUUGAAUCCAUUUUCGUCUGUCUUUGAUGAAGGUUUAAAGAAGAUUUCGUUUACAGAUUCUCUUCCAACUUACUACGCCAACACGGUUCGCUCCUUUUGUUUUCAUAAGAACUACUUGGGGUCGACCUAAAAAUCUCUCCUCCUCCUCCUCUUCCACUUUCCACCAUCGCCAAUUGCACCAUCAUCUUCAAAGGCCUCGAAGUGUGCAAACUCCUCGUUGAAACCUAUGGUGCCAAGAGCAAGCCGGACCGCUUUGGAAUGCUGCCUAUCCACGAAGCAGAGAAGAAUUGCGAAAUUCGGUCUUACCUGUACGAAUCAGAGUGCAAGGACAUGGAGCAGCCUGAGGUCUUUCAACCUCCUAAGCUUAAGGCUUGUUGCCCUAAAAAUCCAUCACCAUCUCCAGAUAGUACAUCUACACCUUGCGUGUGGGCCUUGUCCGCUUGGGUCCGUAAGGGGAAACAUCUUCAUCUUGCUUGCAGGACUGGUCAGGUCCAUAGUUAGAUAAGGGGAAAGGAAACGACUUCAAGAUGAACAGGACAUAGUCGGCGAGCGACAUAAAAAACUCACUGCACCACCUCACGCUAGGCACAUUCAUUCAUUCAUUCAAGAUGGUCGUGAUGGAUUGAUAGGGUGAGCAGCUCUAAGAAACGUUCCGGCGUGAUGAUCCCUGCCAUGGGCAACAUUGACACUCUGAAAUCAAAGGUGUUCCAUCUCUGUUCCAGAAUGUCGGACUUCUCCUACUUCAUCGUAGCGCAGGAAGUGGAUUUCUUUUUCAACACAUUGUUACGGGUUGUAGGUUAGACUUAAUAAAGGUGUUGUGUCCCCUGUUAUAGCGUUCGUUUUGCCUUUCUCAACUACGAGGAAAGACAAAGACCUAACGAACGGGGCAAACGAACAGGAAAAGCCUAACUCUAACGCUGGGGCUGCAUCCUAUGUACUUUGCGCAUUUUACGGCCAGUCAAAUUGCGAACCACAUUGCGGUCUUGUUGAGCGCGAAGAAAGUCUCCAAAGCGGCUGGGAGUGAAGAUGUAACCUUCGCACUCGAAAACGUGGACAAAGCGUUUUACUUGGCCUCCUUAGGUCCUCCUGACUCGCAAGGAAACAUCUACGAACAAGUCAGCGACUACGUGUUGAUGAAAGACCGGAAGACGAGGGCGAUCUUUGGAAAGGAAGCAAGCAUCAGUUCGAGAGGCAUUAUGGCUUUUUAUUGCUGUUUUCUUGAUGGUGUUCAUCUUCAUGAAAUGAGAGAUCUUCCUGUGUGUACUACUAGUACAAUACGCAUAAACUUGUCUACUUGCUCUAGCUCUCCGAGAUGUUUGGUCAUUUACAACACCAACAAUCGGCUUCCACUUUGAGGCAUUCUUCAUUCCCCAAAUCAGAUCUUCAUUCCCCAAACCUCCUCCUCCUCCUCCUCCCCUUUCUCCUCCUUCUCCUCCUCCUCCUUCUCUAAUUGCCACCAAGAAGAAUUUCUCCCGGCCCAAGUCUGCAGCCAGCCUCCUGGCGCAGCAGGAGGAGGCGUUUUCGGCAAGUACGGGAACUUGGAGAAUAUGGUUGAGCCUGCGGGAGACGAAUUACAGGGGUUUUCGGUGAUGUACAUGAAAUCCGACCAACCCGCGUUUAGGGAGAGCAAAAACCGAGAUAACAUUUUGCGCAUCUUCAUCGUAGACAGGUUUACGUUCGAUAAGCGCGUCGCGGAGGACGAAAGUGACUUGCAGAUGGUAGCGACACCAAGAUUUUUGAGUUAUGUUGAUGAUGUUACUGCUCAUGAUGUACAUAGAUGUACACCUACAUCUGCAGUUCUUUCUGUAUGAUGAUGUUACUGCUCAUGAUGUACACCUACAUGUUCUACAGUUCUUUCUGUACAGCAACAAAGUCACUGACUUCACCACUGGCACUGCAGUCCCAAUGAAUCGUGUAGGUUUAGUGACAGUUAGAAGGCGUCAGGGAAAUCUUAGGCAGACAGCCGAGUAGAUUUACAUCGUCAAAAAUUUUUACUGAGAUAGUUAAAUGCUUGCAAACCUCUUCGUGACCACAAUGCCGCUCGCGUUGUUAAAAGAUGUUAUUAAAAGAUGUACGCGAGCAGCAAUGAUGACAUCUUCGUCCAUGUGAGAAACUUUCCUGGUCCCCUUCUAACCUCCAUCCAAAUCCGAAUACGCUCUGUCGCGCUACCAACUUCUCCUCGACCGUGUGGUCUCCAGCAAGAACGCAGUGAUCACAGUGCGCGGUGGUGAACUCUAUCCAGGCGACGGCAAUGGACAUGUGAUCCAGUUUGGGACAUAUGGUCAUCGCAGGACCCUCUACAUGAACGAGAUUGCGCAGUGUUUUAACUUUCUCAACAUGGCGCCGAAGCGGUUUUACAUCGAGUCGUUUGCGAAUGGAGUAGUCACGUACACGUUCUUCUUUCAAGACACGACCGAAGAAGAGGUCCAACGGGCUGCGCAGGUGAUGCGGUUCAUUACGCACUUGAAAAUGACUUAAGGCUUGCCGUUGUUUCUCUUCUUAACUUCUUAAGAGGCAUCUUUCUUUGGGCACGAUUUCAAGGGGAAUUCACGUGGUCAAAGAUGCACUUUAAGAUGAAUAUGGAUAAGGUCUAAAAGACGCCAGGAAGGAGUGGACUAGUGUGGAACUGCGUGUUGAAUGGGUACAUUGAGAUUGAUGUUAUAAUUGUUAAAUGUGACGACCUAUUUAUCGAUGCGACCACUACCGAGUCGACAAAUUGUAGGGGAAGGGGGUCUUUUAGCAUUCGCAUUAAACGCGUCUUACACGUCCUUUAGUGUUCACAUAAAAGGGGAGGAGCGUUUGGGGAUUUUUAAUAGUACAAGCUUUCGCGGAGGGUACCCCAGAGGGGGGACCCUCCUCCUCAGCUUGUCCAAACUAUAAAGAGGGCAGACAUUUUAUCGCAACUAGGACAAAACACGUCUCUCCUCUCAGUGGUAGCAAACUGAAGACCUUGCGGGUUUAUUCUCACCGUAUGGUAUGCCAAGAGUGUCCACUUUCGAAAUUAGUGGGCAUCUCUCUCAGAAAUUCGCUUCUCUUCAUUCUGCUCGGGUCUUCGCAAUCCUUUCCGGAACAAAGCAAGAAAGGGCUCGCCACGGAAUUCAAAUCCAGGCUCCUCGCUGAUCUCUCAAAACCGUUCUGCCCUCUCUCUUCGCCCCGCCUCUAGGUUCAUUAAAAGUUCCCAAGAGUAUCGCGCUCGUCAUGCAGAUAAGAGAAGUUCUCAACCUCUCGCGUCAUCUCUCUUCCCUCGUCUUCAGGAGAGUUUUCUUUUGCUGUGGUUGUUUUGUUCUCUUCUCCCAUUCGGUUGGACUCUUUUGAACUCUCAGCCCUCGCCGUUGUUUUCUUUUGAUUUUCCCAGGCGGUUCUCUGUCUUAAGUUUCUUAGCUUCUUCCACAGUUUUCUCUGUUCGUUCACAUCUACGGCGCCCACUUGAUGCUGCUGAGCUCUAUUGUGUCGCCUCUCUAUUGUGUUUGGGUUAUAUUUAUAGCCCCUUUGUCUCUUUCUUUGUCUAUCUCUUUCUCUGUUGUUUCCGGUUUAGCUUGUUAGUAUCAAAGAUGGGCGUCUCCCGUUUUCAGCCUCGAAGGGGCGCCCGUUUGGGGGUAGUUUUUCAGAAAAAGGUCGACGCGCGGACACCUCCGAAGCAAAUGAAGGACGAAGAAGCAGCAGCAUGGGCGCGCGUCUUCUUCUGGUCAUGCUUUCAAGAACAGGCGAAGGCAUGCGGGGAAAGUAGUGACACUAACAACAGAGACAAAAAAGAGAGCGAAGGCGCGCGGGAUGAAGUUGCUCAACUUGGCAAAACAACACAGCAAAAAGAUAGAGAAGCCACCGAAAGAGGCGCGGCUUACUAUCUUCGUAAUCUUCGCUGAUGUGGUCGGAGAGAUAUCCUCGACCAUGGGCGCAGCCCUCCAAGUUUUUGGCAGCAGAUUGAACGUCCUUGACAUAAUAAGGAGGACGUGGCCCGGCUCCAGUGUGUUAUCACUGUGCGAGAUGUCUACGCGGUUGGAGCUUUCUGACGAAUUAGCAGGGCACGCGACGCAGCAACUUCAUACACUUUUGCGCAAGUGUCGCCUCCGGCAGCGGGUGCAUCUCUCCCCUCUUCUUUCACAGACUGCGGGCGCCUCGUUCGUCGCAUUCUGUGCCAAAAGAGUAGAAGACACACGAAAGAAGUCCGGCCUUCGACUUCCAACUAGUCGCAAUCUCCUUCAGGAGUUUUUGCAAACUUCUGGCGGCACUUGGGAUGUUGUCUUUACGCCGAACCUCGCACCGCCGAGCCAACUCCGAGACACUGUGAACGCGCAGAAGUGGACGGUCGACAAUGUUAGGCGCCUAACGUUUGCGCAGCUGAUUCCGCAGGCUCUCUUGACGAAGCUCAUCAAGCACGCAAGGGGCCGGCGGAUAGCGUUAGAAAUGGUCGACGACAUGCGUGCACUGCGGGGCAUAUCCUACAUCACUGCGAAGAACUGGGCCCGUGCUCUUUGUUUAAUUAUGGGCGCUAGAGUUUUGCGACGGUUACACGCCGACGGGCUCAGGCUCGCGCGCCGCUCUUUGUCGAAUUUUUGGGCUUCCUGAGUCCUUAGGGCCUGGCACUUCGGUGAACCUCUCCGCACUUUUCUCCAAGUUAUACCACAUUUCGCGCGUUUUAGUGAUACAACACGCGCGGCGACAGAUAAAAGGAAGCAAAGCGGUGGACAGUGAAAAAAGGCGCGGCUGGUAAAGUGCCAAGGCUCCUGAGUGUUCCAGGGAGUCCAUUGGCCUGGCUCCUUUGUCGGAUGGCUUUGCAGCACACAUUUCGCGAGCUUACCCGUAUCGAACGCGCGGCAAAAAACGGGAGGACACUGGUCGGGUCUUAUCUUCGAGGCGGUCGCUUGCGGUGUGCAGAGCGGCGCGCGCAGUGCUCGGAAGGAGGGGCGGCGCCGACCUCCGCGAUUUCGGUGGGCCAUGAUGAGGAAGCAGAGAGCGACGAGGCUGCUGCGCUUUUAUUUCCACGCGGAGACGUUCUCGAGGCAGAGAGGGAGGAAGACUGGCCGCGCGCAAUUCUCGCCCUUUGUGGUAGGCUCCUCAUUCGCUUUCGCUGGCAAUUGUGUGCCUGCAGCUAUCUACUAAGUAGCUGAGGAGCUCAUCUCCAAGGCGCGCCGCGUCUGUCUUGUGUGUUGUGAUAGUGUCUAAAUUAGCAAAAAAAAACUUUUUUUGGAGGUUUUGGCACAAACGAGCAAAGGAAGUAAAAGCGUGGCUGCAUUCGUUUGCUUAGGUAGAAAAAUGGAAGAAGUGCCCGAAUAAAUUAUUUGGGGGGAAUGCAGUCGCUGGGGCUCUCUGCGCUGAUUAGUUCCCAUUCCGUCAAAAGGGAAAGGCGAGUCUUUGACACUAAGUUACACGCCCAAGCGCUGCCUGCUCUCCAAUUAUACUGAAAGAAACCGCCCGAAGCUUGGCGCCGUUGGCGUUUGCUUUGAAAGACUGGCAAAAUUUUGCUUCUAGUUCUUCGCACGAUCUCGGAAGGGCAGUCGGUUCCGUUCGAUUGUUGUCCCCCUAUUUUCUUAGGCGUGGCGUGUAUCGUCUGCCUCUGUGGUGUUCAUUCUAUUCCAUUGCAGCGCGGCAACCUUCGGGAGCUUCCUGGCAAUAAUAGGCCUGGAGGCGGGGCAUGAUAAUGAGGAAGGCAGGCAGGUGGGCUCCUCUCCCUGGUGUAUAAUCCAUCCUCGGCGAGUCCGGUUAAAUUAAUAAGAACAGCGGGCGCCGAUCUCGGUGAGAGUGAAGAAGAGGCAAAAGAUAGAAGGGCGAAAGGCGUCCACUUGCGUCCCUUUUAUCUCGCUACCACUGCUUCGCGCUUCUGGGGGCUGUCGGUCGAUUUUCUUACUAUCAGCGGAGGGAUGGCGCCUCAGAUAUUGCUUCGAUUUUUUAACAGGGUAAGUUAACAAGUGCGGGCGGUAUUGUGUUAUCUUGGUGAUGCAUGAAACAGAGCCCCACUGCAUGGCGCUCAUGGUGGUGCUAUCUGUGUUAGCUAGAAGAUUUCGGGCAGCAGAGUGCUCGCCACGGAGUUAAGUGAUGCAAGCGAUGACGUUGCGGCUAUGUUUCUCCACAAGGGUAGUGGCGUUCUUCUGAGAGAUUCCCCCGAGUGUUUCGCGCCUUUCCCUAUCUCUGAUUUCUCACGUGGUAGAUGCGGCUGAGUUCCUUUGGGGUUGUUCGAGUGUUCACGCUAUUGCUUCUGGUCUUUGUAAGUGCAGCGCACUGGGCUCCGCGUGGCUUUCUGUCUAUCGUAGCUCUGGCAAUAUUUGAGAACUCGGGCGCAUUCUUACCGCCAUUUUGCACGGUUUUGGAACUGUGUGCCUCGGCUUUCUUAUCGUUGUCCCCUGUGUUUUCUUCACAAGUUGAAGGAAAGGCAUAGAGCUGCACACACUGAAGAACAUUGACCGCGAAGCGCGCAGGCGUUUACAUUUCUAACCGAACAAGGGCAAUGGCGUAAGCCUUCAGGAAUUCCAUGCGUGGCAAUCAUGGCAAUCAUCGCGCGCGGCUGAUCUGUGUGUGACGGUAUGCGUUUCGCCUCUGUGUCUUGUAAGUAAAGCCGUUUUUUUCUCUUAUGUUGUUCGACCCCUUACAACUAACUAGCGGCGCUCUGCGUCGCAAGCUGUUCCCUGUGAGAUCUCAAGUCGGUCCAUCACCAUCACAGAAGAGAGCGGGAGGGCAGCUGGCGCGCCAGUAGUGCCCGCCAAUCGGUCAGACUGCGAGUCGCUUGAAAGCGUGCCGCGCCUCUUUUAAAUAAAUGGAAAGGCUAGGCGCCUCUUGCUUAGUUGUUGAAGACCUGGAACGCGUCGGCGGCUCUUUUGUUGAGGAAACAUCUUCAACGGCCGAGACUGAGAGCUUUUUGGCUUUCGUAAUUCAUGGGGGCCACUGGUAGAAGGAUAAAAGGUAGAAAGUCUGCCACAGUUUCCAGCAUGAAGAGGGGCAGGGGCACUGCACUCGGCCCAUUGCAGCUACUUCUGCACUUCAGAAAUCUUGUCCGUCGUUGAUUCAUGUCGCCUCGCCUUUCUGUGAUUGGGUUGCUAGUGUUUGGCUUGCAGCUCCCUCGGCGGAGCAAAGAGCAGAGAGGCGCACCGCUUCGCACCUCUGUGGGCUGUGUUCCCGUUGAUGGAUAUAAUAGCCACGACACGAAAAUGGGAACGGAGGAGCAUGUCGCAGGGGUUAGGCUUUUGCCCCCCUUUGUUUAUGUCCUCUAGCUGUCCUUUUUUUGUUUGUGUUUUGCUUCCGUUCUCAUUGGUUUUCUCGCUUUCUUUGUUUUGGUUCUCUUUGUUGGUUCCCUCUGUUGGUUCUCUUUGUUGGUUCCUUUUGUUGGUUCUCUUUGUUGGUUCUCUUUGUUGGUUCUCUCAGUUGGUUCUCUCAGUUGGUUCUCUCAGUUGGUUCUCUCAGUUGGUUCUCUCAGUUGGUUCUCUUUGUUUACUGGGUUUCUUUGGUAUUCCUAUAAGGGCUGCUAUAGGGCCUCCUAAGGGGUCGCCUAUAGGGCUUCCUAUAGGGCCCCCUAUAGGAAGUAUAGUGCUCCUUGCAGUGUUCCCUAUAGGGCUGCCUAUAGGGUUUCCUAUAGGGUUCCCUAUAGGGCUGCCUAUAGAGAUGCCUAUAGGGCUUCCUAUAGGGUUUCCUAUAGGGUUCCCUAUAGGGCUGCCUAUAGAGAUGCCUAUAGGGCUUCCUAUAGGUCCGCGGUCUCAAAUACGGGGUCCUAUAGGGGGUCCCUAUACGAAGGCCCUAAUAGGCGUUUCCUAUAGAGCCUCCUAUAGGGCUCCUAUAGGAAAAGCCUAUAGAGUUUUGGUUUACCUCUUGUAUAUAUACCUGUUAAUUUAAGUAGAGUUGUAUUUAUCGACGGGACCACUAUAAUUGGGAUGUUAGACGAGUUAGUCAAAGUUAAGUUUGACCACAGCUAUUUGACGACCGCAGUGUAUCAAAGAAUCCUUAUUUUGUUCAACAUGAUCAAGAACUACAUUUACAACAUGAUGAUCUACUACUACAAACAGCACCCUGAACCCCGAAUCGAUGACGUACGUGAUUUCUUUGGUCAAAUUCGCGCACAUCAUGGUUCCGAAGGAGAGGAUCUAUCCUGCUUUCUUGGAGCUGCGCAACCAGCUUUCCUUCCACGUCGAAUCGCAAACCAAGUUCGACGAGCUCUACAAGCAAGCGUUGCUGGAAAUCCUCACUCCUGAGCGCAUCUACGUCACUGCGGUGAAGCACAUCAAGUUAUGAGUGUAGGAAAUGCAUCUCCAAAGUCACCGGGGCAAAGAGAAGGGAAGGAAAUAGAAGAGCAAGAGGGAACCAGAUGGUGAUCUCCUGUGAGAUGGUGCAUUCCCGACGCCUCUAAUCAAGACCAUCGCGGUGCUGUUUGACGAUUUCAAGCAGAUCGCGCAGGGCAUGAAGAAGCCCUUUUUCAAUGAGAAAUUGUUCGAAGAGAAGUGCGGGAUGCUGCAGGAAGACGAGCGGUUGAUCUUGAGAACUAUGUUCUUGUUCAACGAAGCGUUGCGGUGCUCAAACUUCUUCAAGAAAAGCGGAAUCCCUGGAGCAAUGGCCUUCCGGUUUGAACCGAGUUGCUUAGUGCGAGGAAGGGAAGAACUUUAUCCGGAGGUACUUUUUUGGCAUCGUGAUGCUUGGAUUUUUUGCUAUUCUCCUUCUAGUAUUCUUAAAUGGUAAGUAAGUAUUCCUAUUGACGAAUAAUUCGUCAAUGUCAAAAUCAGCAAUAGAAUUCGACGUUUUCUGUUAUCGCAAGUAGCCAAUUUGUUACUACAACUACUUAACAACUUCUCGCAGAUGCAGUUGGAGUUGCCUUUCGGCUUUUUGCUUUUGAAUCUUAAGUUUCCCAAUCCACGCAACCAUCCACAAAAGGUCCCCUACGGCAUCUAUCUCAUCGUUGGUCGUGACUUCUUUGGUUGGCACGUCCGCUUCCGAGAAAUCGCGCGUGGCGGGAUCAGGUGUGUCAAGUCCGCCACUAGGGAGAUUUACACGCGCAAUGCAGCUGCUCUGUUUGAUGAGACUUACAAUUUAGCGUAUACGCAACAACGCAAAAACAAGGACAUUCCGGAAGGAGGUUCUAAAGGAACAAUUCUAUUGGACUCGACGAGUCAGGAUUCGGCGCAAGACGCGUUUUUGAAAUACAUAGACUCGCUGUUGGAUAUCAUGCAGAUAAAGCCGGGAAAGAAUGAAAAAGAUGGUAUGUCUUACACUACCUGUAGUAGUACAACAAGAACACUACCUGUAACACUUACACUACCUGUAGUACCUGCUUAGUUAUUUGACGCAUGAGACUGAUUUGAAUGCGAUCGUGGGAGAGAUUUGAAUCUGAUCCGAAGAUGAUAUUUAUAUCUUUCAAAUUGUUCAGGAACCGAACUACAACUUCAAGUCAUCUGGAGGUAAGAUAACCAAUUAUAGUGACUCUAAACUACCGAAAGGUCUAGCUCUCUCCUCAGAAAUCUUCACUCGUCAGGUAUCUUUUCCCACCUCCCAUCCGUGGAGACCCUCUUUUUUGGUCCCGACGAAAACACUGCCGACUUCAUGGACCUUGGUGCCAUCCGCGCUAAGGAGCGCGGCUACCCCUACGCUUUCGCACUGACUACUGGCAAAACGCAAGAGUUAGGCGGCGUACCACAUGAUCUCUAUGGCAUAACCACUACUGGCGUGCAUGAAUACGUGCUCUGCCUAUUGAAGGAAUUGAACAUUGACGAGAGCAGCAUCAGCAAGUUUCAAACUGGUGGCCCCGAUGGUGACUUAGGCAGCAACGAAAUCCUCAUCUCCAAGGACAAGACGACCGCCAUUGUCGAUGGCUCUGGUGUCGCCUACGAUCCGAAUGGAUUGAACCGCACUGAGCUAAGCCGCUUAGCGAAGGCGAGGAAACCAAUUGUUCAUUUUCAGAAACAAUUUCUUUCCUGCGAAGCAGCUUUUGUGGUCAGUUGUGCAGAUUCGAAUAUCACUCUGCCAGACGGGAGUACUUGGAGGAACGGAACCGACUUGCGCAAUGCAUUCCCCCUUACACGCUUUGCGAAGGCGGAUCUUUUCGUCCCGUGUGGGGGUCGCCCGGCACAAGUGACCCUAGUUAAGGCUGAAUGUAAUUCUAAUUCAAGAACAUUUCCCUUUCCCAUUAUUCAUUAAGAAAGGAACAAAACAAAAAUGACCUCUCAACUGUCUCGACCUGUCACUUGGUGACUCAAACUCUGCGACCUAGGCUAGUGCUCUGGCUCACUGAUAUAGUUUUUUGUUAAAAAAGGUGUAACGACUUGGUCUUCUUCGGUUCAAAAACAUCAUUAAGAUUAUCAUUUUAUUCAUAAGCAGGUCAUUCACAUUCUUUCGUUGUCGUUUCUCUACGUACUAGGUCGUCUCCCUAUGCCAGGUCCUCGUCUCCCUCUUGGGAAUCUUCUCUCUAAUCUACGCAAUGUGAAGCAGCUGAUCAACAUUCCGGAUCCGGAAACCGGAGUGGCAACGACUCAGUGGAAAUACGUGGUGGAAGGUGCAAACCUGUUCUUCACCGACCAGGCACGACUGGUGCUGGAGUCGAAGGGCGUAAUUCUGUUCAAAGACGCAAGCGCAAACAAAGGAGGAGUGAUUAUGAAGAUCAUGAAUUUUGUAGAGAAGUUUUUGUAGAAGCGUCACUACUUAAAUGCUCGCCAGGAGCAGCAUCAUGAUCUUGAUCUUGUACUUAUCAUGCUGGAAGGUUGCUCGCCAGGAGCAGCAUCAUGAUCUUGAUCUUGUACUUACAUCAACAUACAUAUAAUACAAGUUGUAGAAGAAGUAGAUGAAUGGUUCUGGUAUUUUUGGUAUAGCCUGAAUUUGAUCCUAAGGGAAAACAAGAAGAGAACCCUUAGGAUCAAAUUCAGGUUACCAAAUACCAGAACCAUACAGUAGAAGAACAUUAUCCCCGCUCUAAUGCCUCCAGUUCUUCUCUCGAGGUUUUCGCUGCCUUAGCUCUCGACCAGCAAACCCACCAGCGCCACAUGACUGUACAGCUCGGCGAGCCAGCCCCUGUCUUGUACACCAGCUACGUCGCAGAGAUCAUCGCCAAGAUCAAGGAGAAUUGCCAACGCGAGUUCUACUGCAUCUGGAACGCGACUAAGUCUCAGCAGCAAGGAUCAACAGCCAAUAAGACCACUAAAACGCAACUAACUGCCGAAGUUUCAACUGCAAUCAACGGCUUGUUCGACUCCUUACUUGAGCAUAUGGAGGAAAACGGCAAGGACAAGGACCUGUUUUCUUAUGUGCUUAAACGUGCUGUGCCAGCUAUCUUGCUGGAGAAAGCAGGCGGCUUAUCGAGUUUGAAGCGCAGGGUGCCAGCGGCGUAUCUGAAGGCCAUGGUCGCAGCUUGGAUUUCUUCGCAGUUCGUCUACGAAACUGGUCUCGAAAACAACAAACCUUGGUUUUUUCACUCCUACAUGUCGCAAUUGCAAGAGGCGGCCGCCAACGACGCUCCCAGUGCCUCUAGUAGUAACGACGGAAACAGUAGGUUGAGCAGCAGAAACAAGAACAACUUAUCUGCAGCACAGCAAUAUCCAGGAACACCAGCAAAUAAUGUUGGAUCACCAACGCUUUCGGUGUCGGACCGUGGAGACACGCCACUGAAGGGACAGCCAGGAGGUCAGCAAGACAACUUCUUCGUUACAGCGAACAAGUCAUUGAUCAUCGGCCUUCAGCAUCCCAAACCUGGAGUGGGAGAGCACCUCUACGAUGGCACCCCGUUCGCGGUUGUGGAUCCCGUUCGCGAAGAGAGUGUGGAGGAGAAGGAGUUAUGACCAGUUCCUAGUGUUCACAAACAUCUUCAUGAAAAGUUCCCCUAAUUAAUGAUCCAAUGAAAUGAUCCAGUUCCUAGUUUUCACAAACAUGAAACAACACCUACUCUGAAGCUGAAAAUAACCGAGUUACCGAGUUCUUACUGGCUCCUGAAGUAAAAAGGGAGGUAGCUUAACAUCAAGGCUACCCUUCCUUGUUCAGUCCUUUCUCGUUUAUUUUCAGUCCUUACUCGCUUAUUUCAGUUUUUCGAAUACUCUGAAGCUGAAGAAAUUAUAGCCCUCGUGGUCCUACUCCUAGUAGAUAUAGAUAUGCUUUUUACCAGUACAACGACCAGAGUUAUAGAAAUCUAAUCAUCUUGAACUAGAACUACAGAACUUUGAUUCUAAUCGUUUGAUGAAGAAACGAAGAAGAAAAGUAAGUAAAAGUAUGCUACUAAAUACUUUAUCUUCUAAGCGCUAAAGCAUGACGCGGGUACUUACGCAAAAUAAACUAGCAACGCUGGGACGCAGACAAGCAGGAGAGUCAUCACUCAGCUCGUGCUCGUGGCCUGUAGGGGAGCUUGCAGCUGAGGGGCAAAAAUAGAAAAGAGUGCUCCUUGUUCCAAUCGGAGGCGUGUUCGAUGACAUCGCAUGCUCCUGUAGUUCACGCACUUGAUAGUGUUUUUGGAUUUUUUUUCUUUUUGGCAAUCUUCAUAUCCUUCGUUGGGGUUGAUAAACCUUCAGGUUAUAAAAUGGAAUAACGAACGUGGUAGCCCUAGCAUUCCAUUUUAUGAGGACAUAUUUAUAGAAACAGAAAGUAUAGCAAUAGCUGACAUGAGCACUACUAGGCAGUGAAGUCAUACCUUUUUCUAUACCAAGAAUAGUAUCAAAGAAAAUGAGCACGAACAGGUUGUCCAGAAAGGUAGAUGACAUUGAAGAUUCAGCAUAUGGCACGAUGCUAAUAUCAAAUAGGUUUUCCUAUGUGUAUUUCGCAUUAUUUCCAUUUCUUAUCAUUGACCUUGUUAGAGUUAGACUUAGAAGCUUUCCUUUUCACAUGAUUCACUAGGAUCCAAAUGAGAAUUUGUUCUCGUGUAGGUGUAAUCUCCGUCGGGACUUGGACGACAGUAGUUGUACAAAUAUUGUCCAGCUGCAUGUGUAAAAAAGGAUCGAUCUUGUAAAGCAUUGUCGUGAAGAAACUAUUUAAUGUCUCAUGGAGACGAGGCAGAGAUUUAGAUUUUUUUCCACCGAAUCCAACCGAAUAAUAAAGUAGAACAACCAUAAUGCAUUUUUUGUUGCGUGAUGCAGCUGCAGCAUUAGGAUUACGCUACUUCUAAAAGAUCAUGUUGACGUAGCAGUUGACUAAAAGAUCAAUAAUUUUUAAUUUAGAUAGAAAAUCUCACUUUUUCAAUUUGCAUAUGUUGAGCAUGUUACUCCUAUGUAUUGCUGGCGAAGCGAGCAGCUGCUGGACUGACCUUAUGCUAUACGAAAGAUCGGAGAAAAGGGGUAUGGUAGAACUUCUGGUUCGCGACUUAUUUUGCGACAAUAUUCACGGCUUAUACACACUCAAAACACUCAUGCUAUGCACGAAAUCACACAUGUACAGAACACGAACAGAUACAAUAGCAGGUUGAGGACGUUUCAAAUAGCAACAUAUUAGCGAUAGCAACAGCUAUGACGACGACCAGCAGCUAUCACGACGACCGGAUAUUAGCCGAUUGCAUAUGCAUGCACAGUCUUAAUACUGUUUUCCUGUGGCUCCUGUAUCUUCCGUCCUCUUGUGUCAUUUUCUAUGUUCGAGCAUCUUAUUUCUCCAUACUCAUGAUCAUUCAGGAUUGACUCAACAUGAACAUGUACUAGGUUAUGUAUUUUUAGGUUUCCAUUGAUCCAUCUUCCGUAGACUACGUCCUUCAGGAGAUACGAAUCGAAUCAAACGCAGUGAUAAUGUUGUGGCAUGAUGAAUCUUUUUUGAUUCCUGCUUGGACACAAGUACUAGGCGACAUCAACUACAGG